This is a messenger RNA of Rotaria sp. Silwood2, 1059 nucleotides long. NCBI's taxonomy places the organism in Eukaryota, Metazoa, Rotifera, Eurotatoria, Philodinida, Philodinidae. The record is from the annotation of a GenBank genome assembly.
AUGAUAGCGAAGAGAAAAGAUAUCCAUUUAUCAAAAUGUUUUGAUAAGAAACAACAAAGUAGUGCUUGGAGAUAUGAGGUCAGUCGCCGAGUAACUGAUGUUUUUAAUAAGUUGAAGAAGCGAGGUAUUCAUUCAUCUACUUUUAUCAACGCAGCUGGUUUCACAUAUACAGGUGUUGGUGAUACUACUCGUUGUCAUGCAUGCGGUUUGGAAGUAUCUGAAUGGACAGCAGAUAUGGAUCCAUUGACUGUUCAUAUUGAACGGAGUCAUAACUGUUCAUUUGUUGAAUCACUUCUAUCAACAAAUCGAAUGAGACUUUCUUCUUCAAAUAUUUUAGCAACUAAUCAACGAAACUAUGAAUUAUCCCAUUAUGACGAAAAUCCAGCAAAACGUCAAAAAAUUGAUAGUCAAAUGACCAUUUUACCGCUGGAAGUCGAAAUUAUGAAAGAAGUUCGUUGUCGAACAUUUUCACAUUGGGCACAACGCAUAGUACCAUCUCGAACACAAAUGAUAUCGGCUGGGUUCUUUUAUUGCAAUGUUGGUGAUCGUGUCAUUUGUUUAUAUUGCAAUUUAAUUUGUCAACAAUGGACACCAGAUAGUGAUGAUCCACAGACAGUACAUGAAACUCUCUCACCUCAAUGUCCAUAUGUUUUAUUCGCUUUAAAAACUCGUAAAACAUUGAAUACUUCGACUCUUAAUGAACGUUCGAAUAGUCAAGCAGCAACAGCUGAUGUAUCACGAUACCAUGAAAUAGUACAAACAUCAGCAUGCCAUAGUGCCUAUAUGGAAAUUUCAAAACGCCAAGCAUCAUUUCAUUCGUGGCCUCAAGAACACUUGCCGCCUGUUGACGAUCUCGUACAAGCUGGGUUUUUUUAUUCUGGUUCAAAAACUAUUGUUACCUGUUUUUAUUGCAAUGGAUCAAUUGAAAAUUGGAGGUCGAACGAUAAUCCACUGAUUGAACAUGUACGUUGGUUUCCAUUUUGUGCCUAUGUAAAACAGCUCUGUGGUGAUGAAGUUUAUCAGAAAAUUCAAGAAUCAAAACGAACUGCUGAAGGUUAG